UUUAUAUAUUAAUUAAUAAUAGAUCCUCAUCGUAGAAGAUAUUCAAAUCGAUCGUUUUAUAUUUACGAAAUGAAUAUCGAACAACGACCACCAUUAAUUUAUUUAUAAACAAGAGAAAAUCAUAGACGUUAGAUUUAAUCGAAAUGUUAUUUUAUUAUGGAGAAACGUUUGUUUAACUAUAUUGAAUAGAUCUCGUAUCGUAGAUGAGAAGAGAAAUCGAAUAUGCAACAUUAACAUUUUUACAACGUUAUUUUAAAUAAUAUUUUGUUUUUUUGUUUCAUUAUUAAAUAAAUAGUAAGAAAUUAUUUGUGACGAUAAUAUUUUUAUUUAAAAAGAAGAUUUUUCAAUAACGCUCAUUUCAAGUUGAAAUCAGAUAUGAUCAUACCGGUACCGAUCUAACCUCUUCUUUUUUUAUCGACAUUUUAAACACUCGAUGACAUUUCAAUGUCUACAACGUUCAACAAUUAGAAUCAUUAUCAAUCUAAUCGAUUUUAUCUAACUCUAUUGAUUUAGUAGAGUAACCGAACGAGAUUUUCGAACGAAUCAUUAACGAAAGUGGUGGAUUUUAAACAACGAUCGAGAUCUAUUCUUAACAAUUCUCCUCAAUCUUACUAGUUGAUUCAUUGUGAAUAUAUAGGAUUGUUCUAGUGUCAUUCUAUCGUUUAUAUAUAAAUCUAAGAAGAAUAUCUUCAAUACUAGUCUAUUUUAACAAUGGAACAUACUGGAAAAAUUUAUAUUUCCAUCAUUUAUUUAUCGAAUAGAGAGAGAAUAUCGUUAUUAUAAAACUUUUCAUUUUCACAUAAAUAGAUUAGCUUAUAUAUACUCAUUUUGAAGAGUAUGUUCAAUGAUAGAAAUCGAGAUAGGCUUGUUAUAGGUUUUACUCUAUAGAUAUAAACAUAUGUUAUCAUAUGGAAACUUGUUCUGAAAGAUAUUGACUAAAUAAAUUGAAAUUCAUCUCUCAGACAUAGAUAACGUUAUGUAACGAUUCGAUAGAACCUUUAUAUUACUAAAGUAACUAUGGCGAGACCAUCUAUUUGAACAGUUUAAAUCAUCUUAUCAGAAAAGUCAACGUUUUGUUUUUUUUGAAAAUUAUAAUAGGAUAUGUCCAGAUAAAAACUUAUUGGUAAAUUAUUCAAUGUCUACUAUUCAAUUGAAUUUAUCGUUAUAGUAAAAAGAAUUGUUAAUAGGAUUGUUUUUUGUUAUUGUCUAUAUUUAUUUCUCUAUGACUUAUUUAACUAAUCGUCUAACCUUACACCAAAUAUUUGACUAUAUUCUAUACUAUGAGCAUGUUUCUUCUUUGAGAUAAUUUCAGAGAAACGAAUAUGAAUUUGUGUUGAAAUCUCGAAGAUGAAUUGUUGUAAUAGAACGAGAUUUAUCUAUCGUCUAUAGAAAAUAAUCUACUAAUCAGGACGGACAUUAUCUAGAAUAAUACUUAUCUUAUUAUCCUUCAAUAGAAGAUAAAAUUGAAAUAAAUUUAAACGAUAGAAUUAUCUCACAACAGUUAUAGAACGUUUUUUUAUUAUAUAUAAUCAUCAUUAGUUAUUCAAUAUCAAUGAAAAAAAUCAUCUUAUCGUUUGGUUUUUUUUUUCUUUAGCUUCUUCUCUCUAUUCAAUUUCUCUUAUAUUUCUAGCUGAACCUUAUUUUAAUCAACCUGCUUAUGAACGUACACGUGGUAGAACAACUGGUACUGGUCAAUCAGUUGAAUAUGAUGAUUAA
Molecule: messenger RNA, 1716 nt
Organism: Rotaria sp. Silwood2
Lineage: Eukaryota; Metazoa; Rotifera; Eurotatoria; Philodinida; Philodinidae
Source: the annotation of a GenBank genome assembly